This is a messenger RNA of Pogoniulus pusillus (Red-fronted tinkerbird), 3575 nucleotides long. It is a transcript of the gene FAM161A, whose product is annotated as FAM161 centrosomal protein A. The record is from RefSeq and is a predicted model, not a curated record. Gene Ontology annotation, biological process: cilium organization. The transcript is spliced from 7 exons. Gene Ontology annotation, cellular component: cilium; ciliary basal body; photoreceptor connecting cilium. NCBI's taxonomy places the organism in Eukaryota, Metazoa, Chordata, Aves, Piciformes, Lybiidae. The coding region runs from base 88 to 2526 and encodes 812 amino acids.
GCGGAGGCGGAGCGGGAGAGUCGACCGCGGCACUGGGGGCGCCGGAUCCCUGCUUUGCUUCCCCGCCAAGCCCGGAGAGCGAGCGCCAUGGAGGCUGCGCACCGAGCGGCGCGGCUGGCCGCCUCCUGCCUCCGCACUCCGCUCGACCCGCGCACCCGGGCCCCCGCCGCGCUCUAUGAGCGGGGGCCACCGCCCGCCGCAGCUCAGGACAGUUUUGAUUUGGAUACAAAUACCAACAAAGAUCAGACCUGCUCUCCAAAUGGAGAUUCUGACAAGUGGAUGGACUUGUCCAAAAUGUACAAUUCAAAUCAAGAGUAUUACUUGAAGUUAGAAGAGCUGAAGAAUGCUCACCUGGAGACCAUGGCAAAAUUAGAAACUAUGUAUCGGAAUAAACUGUAUUUAAAAGGAGUACAAGCCUUGGACAAGGAAAGUGCUGAGCCUAAUGCGUGUUGUAGGCCGACUUGGGAGAAAAGCACAUACCAGCCUGUAAAUUUGCACAAAUCCUUUUCAGACUCUGACUUAAGUGAUGCCUUAAGAUCAAGUCUAUCUGAUGGGUCUGACAGAGAACUAGCAUUCGAAGAAAGCAGGAGUGAAACAGGAUCAUCCACAUUUGCUAAGGAAAGGAUUGAAAAAAUGUGGGAUGGGUUCUCCGUGGAAGACUACAUCUCCCGCAUCAAACACAGCUUACCAAGCUCACCUGUUGUCAGAAUGGUACGUAAGAAGCAGAAAGCAUGGUCACCAAAGAUUACUGUGCCCAAGCCUUUCCAAAUGACUAUCAGAGAAGCUAAAAAAAAAGAACAGAACAUCAAAUCCAAGUCACAGAUUGAAAUGGAAAAUAACUUACUGAAGAAGCAACUAGAGGAACAAGCAGAGUGUCAGAAAAAAUUCCGAGCUAAUCCAGUGCCUGCUGCUGUUUUCCUUCCACUAUACCAUGAAAUUGUGCAACGAAAUGAAGAACGUAGGAGGUCUGUGAAAGAGAGAAGCAAAAUCAAUCUCUUGGCUUCUCAGAAGCCAUUUAAAUUCAUUGAACGAGAGAAGCAAAGAAAUGAAAUUAGGAAAAUGCAAUUAAAAGACCUUUCUGCACCUGAAAAGAAAAAACUGUUCCAAGCAAAACCAGUUCCUAAAUAUGUUUAUAGUCCAGCUCUUAAGGACAAGCUAAAGGAGAAAGAGCUCUACAGAGAAAUCAGGAUCAGAAUGAGAGCUGAAGAGCUGCUUCGUAAUUCGUCUCUACCCAGCAGCAGACUGGCUUUACCGAACGCCAGUAAAAAGAAGAAACACAAGUGCAUUGACCCAAAGGAAACAGAACAUAAACCAAAGACCAAGUCAAGUGUUCCAGAUUUUGAUCUACUACACCAAAAAUUUCAGGAACGGCUCCUGCAACAAAAACAAGUGAAGCACCUUACAGUCUGUGAACCUUUCAAUCUUCGUACUCCAUAUAUUCCCUCAAAUAGGGGUAAGAUUUUGAAGGACAUUCAGGAGGAUGAAGAAAAGUUGAAAGAAACACGCUGGCCAUAUGCCUCUCCAAGAUGCAGGCCUCAAAUGAGACAUUCAAGUACAAAUUCACAUCUCUCAGGCUUCGGAGACUUUAAAUCACCCAGAAGUACAGAAUGCACAAGACGACGGCUACAAGCCAUAAGGAAUACACUUGAGGGAAAAAGAAAGCUGGAAGAGCAACAAAAAAGGACCAGAACAAAGCAGAAACAAAGAACCAAAAAAAUCCAGAAAAUUGUAACAGCUCGGGCUGAGGCAAAUGACCCACAUCAGAGCCUAGCUCAGAUGUCUAAAUCAAAACUAAAAACAUUCAGGAAUUAUGAGAAGCAGAGAAUGCAAGAAUAUUUGCAAGAGUUGCAAGAAAUGGAAGAAAGAGUAAAACAAAGGCCAUUGCUUUUUGAAAGAGUCACUCAGAAAAACGCCAGAAUAGCUGCAGAAAAGCAUUAUUCUAACAGACUGAGAGCCCUGGGGAUAUGCCCAGAGUUUGUUUCAAGGAAAGGACAAAGAACCAAAUUGCUACAAUGCUCCAGUGUUGAAGAUCUUAACUCCACCAAUGCCAGAGAAAGAGUCAUCAUGGAAGGGAAGUCCUUUGAGGAAUCUGCUGACAGCAGUCCUUGGUCUGAGCAGUCCUGUGAGGAGGAAGAGGAGGGAGAGAUGAGAAGAAGUGUGAAAACUUCCACUCCUGAUGGCCAGUUCACUGAGCUGGAGAAUGAAGAAGAGACAAGAGACAGCCCUCAUGCAGAUCAGCUUUGCCAUGCAGGGGAUGCUGAGUCGCAUUCCAACUCUCAUCAACGCCAUGAAGAGGAGGAUUACGAGGAGGAAGAGGAAGCAAAGGCAGGCCUGUCAGUUGACCAUUCCCAGGAUGAGGAAGAGGACAAUGAUCAGUCAGGACCCAGCUCUCAGUCCAACCAGUCUCAUGAGCAUGAAGAAGAAGGUCAAUCUGACCCUGAAGCUGAGGAUGCCUUCAGAUGCGAGGAUGAAGAAUAUGAAAGUGAUGAUUCAGAAGAGGAACCCAGCAGUGAUGAAGCUGACUGAAAGGAAGACAGAGAGGAUGGCCUGGGGCCCAGGAAGCUAUUUCAUUGCUGGCAGUGAAACAGGCACCACAGAAAAACUUGGCACUCUGCUACUGAUACAAAAUGUUGUGAAUUUAAGCCUCUUAGAUUAACAGUCUUUUCAGCACAGAAGUUUUGUCUGUUGUCUAUUAUGGAAGAUGAAGUUACUAAUUUAUAUCACCAAAAAAAAAAGAAAGAAAAAGUUGUAUCAAUCUUCUUUAUUUCAAUCUUCUGUGACACUAAUGCAUAAAACAAACUGCAAAACUGCUGUUUAACUGUAACCUCUUGCAUGCUGUGUUGGUAAGUACCUGAGGUCUUAACGUGUCCGUCUCCUUCUGCAUGCUAGCAAACUCAGAUGAGAUUUUGGAGUAGUCUCAAAUAUUCCAGUAUUUCUGGGAUCUCCUCCUGCAGUAUCUUCAAGCAUAGCAAUGAAUAGUCCAGGAGGUUCCGUGCAAGACCUUUUUAGAUUCUUUUUAGCAGAGCAGCUGUCAGGAAGACAACAGUGUAGUGAGACAACAUGGCCAAUUUAAUUGUUUAGUUCUGCCCUCCUCUUCCUAUGGGUUUUGUCUUAAGCUGAAUAAUUUCAGACAUGGGUGAGAUGAGUGCCAGGGCCAGAAAAGAUGACUGCUUUUGAAGGAAAUAAGAUGUUUGAUCAGCUCUACUUUGCCCAGCUGAAAUAUUAACUACUGCAUUUGCUGUGGGCUCUCUCUACAGAGGUGAAAAUGCCUAGAGCACACUGAGAGCAGCCACUUAAGCUUUCACAGAAAUCUUAAUGCUUACAGAGAAGAUGUAAGAGUAAGUCAACAGAAUAAAGUUAUGAUGCAGUUCUUGUAUUACUGUGUAACUGAGCCCCAAGUCUGUCCUUUCAGCUCCAUUUUGUUUUGAAGAGCUCUUCCUGUGAUCAUGUAAAAUUAUUCUUAGUAACAUAACAAAUGCUGACAUUAAUCUUCAUAUUUCUUUACUGAGACAUACACUGUAAAAUAGAGAAUCAGAUAAAAAUCUAGCCCUACAUGCAUUAAAAUAUGGAAAGAA